AUUUCCUAUGGCAGAAUUUGAAGUUAACUUUACAGCUACAUCAGAAAAGUAUGGCAUUAACAGAAAAUCAGUAUUGUGUGAAAUAUCUGACUAAGGUGGUCAAGUCACAGAAAAGAGAAAUACAGUCCACAGAAAGAAUGAUUACCAGCCUGUUACAUCUAGUGAAACAGCAACAUUUAAUCAUCAAAGGAUCGGGUAUGUUAACUUCUGACCUGAAGGGGAAUAUCAACAGAUCCAAAGCAUGGCUGAAGGGAGGGAAGUGUCAUUUGCUGAUCAAACAUUCACAGCUGGUAACCAGUCACUUUGUUUAUCUGGUCUCAUAGACUUCAAAAGCUUUCCUUCAGAGUGUAUAAUGGAAUCAGAAACAGGUACAGCAUCUGAAUCAUUAUUGUGCAAUAAAGAGACUGGACAUAUUAUUUCUUUAAAACAUUCAACUAAAACAAAAAGUGAAGGAAAUUCAUACAGCUACAAGUCAACAGCCACAGCUGGUGACACUCCAUUUCCAAAUAAAUCUCUUCCUUCAAGGGAGACAACUGUGAUAUGUAACCAGACAAAUGAAGCAAACACUGUACCAGUCAUACCAGAGAGACUGGUACCUUGUACAAAAAGUGCAGAAAUAACUUGCUCUUCUACAACAUGUUCUGUUUUAUCAGUAGAUUCUAGUGUAAAUAAACAAAAAUUAACAUUUAACAAUCAUAUGCUUCAAAAUGCUUUUAGAUUAGAAAAUAAAUCAUGUAGUUUAGUGAAAAACAGUGAUGUGUCUUACACUAGUCAGUCACUUGAUUCAACUUUUACUUUAGAGGAAAAUAAAUCAGACGAACAAAACUCUACAUUUACAUUGAUGGAUACCAGUGACAAGAAUCCAGAAAUCAUAGCAAGGACACCAGUUAAUGCUGACAAAUUUUCAAGGUCAUUUAAUUAUGAUCAAAGUAACUCUUGUGUGCCAAAUGUAAAUACAAAACUGUUUGUAAAUAAUACAAGUUCUAAUGUAUUAAGUAGUCUGUGUCAGAAUACUGAUAGUGCUAUUAAUAUGAAGCCACAUGUUGCUGCUUUGAGUGGCUGUGAUUCCACUGUCUCUGUUAAUAAUCAAUGCUGUCUGCUGUCUGCUGUCUACAUUGCAGUCUCCUUUAAGUGUAAACGCUUCACAUUCAAAUUCUAGUGUGACUGCAAUACAAUCCCAGAGUAAUGGAAUGAUUGAAUUGCAAUCUCAGUAUCAACUGGUGAGUGACAGUUUUGCUCUGCAUUUACAGAACAAUUUAACAGGAAAUACAUGUGUGGUGCAAUUUCCUAACAAUGUAAAUGAUAAGUUACACCUAUCAAAUAUUGACUUCUCACAAGAGAGAUGUAGUCUACAAAAUAGUUCUCCUAUAAAUCAUCAGUCUAGCUUAAUUAAUGUCGUGAGAAAAACACCAGAUGAACCGGUCUUUCUAUCUAGAACAAAUCAGUUAAGUAAUGAUAAUUUGACAUCCCAGACCAUUAACACAGAUACAUUAGAAUCAGCAGGAUAUGUGACAUCACAGACUGCAACCAUGGAAACACCAGACUUUCAAACUGGUGGAUUCUCAUCUGAUAGUAAAAGUCAUGCUGUUAGAUCGAUAACAUUUGGUGGUUUGCCCUGUACACCAGAUUCUGUAAGGAAAGCCCGAAGCUAUUCAGAAGUCGUUCAGUCACCACAAGUUGUAAGAACUCCACUGAAAGAAAUGAAUAACAACACACCUCUAAGUGAACAGAAUUUGAGCAGCAACACCAGAAAUAUCAGUGGAACAAGAAUUGGAGGAGGCCAAUACAUCUCGUGAGUUCUCCAGGUCAACUCCAGUCCCAUCAGGAUCAAAUACCACAUACACAAACCCUUCAGUUGAAAAGAGAAAAGCAUUGAAAAGAAAGAGUACACAAGACAUAGAAGAACUUACACAAAAAAAAUUACUUUUGGACAAUGAGAUGCUUAUCGAACAAAAAAAAAUGUAUGUCAAAAAACAAGAAAAGUAUGAUAUUGAAAUUCAAAAAAUGAAACUGGAAAUUGAAUAUUGGGCAUUAAAAAAAGAAUUAGUUGUGUUACAAAUCUGAUAAAAAAAAAUUCUAUUUUGUCAAAAAUUAAGUUUCAUACAUCCCACUCCUGUUUAUCAAGUACAUUGUAUUACAUUUUGAUUUCUCUGGUAAAUUUAUAAAAAAAGAAGGAAAUUGUUUGUUUGUAUAUAUAUAUUUAUUUGGAGCCCACCUGAUCAUUCAUACAAUUAGUUUCUUUAUUAAAAACUGUUUAAGGCGAAGUGUACGUAAUUAAACUUCACAAUGGAUUUUUUUUUAAUUUCACAUUCGAAUUCUGCUGGUAAAAUUACACCAGAAAAUGAAAUAAAAAAAGGGGGUAACCGUUUUCGUUUUUGAGAUACGAGCGUUGAAAUUAACUACACGAUACACCAAAAUUACAAAGGAUAUAUAGGGAAAAUCAUCAAAAUUCGCAGGUAUUUUUACAUUAUCAAGAUUUUCUAUUUUGUUGGACAAUGGAUUUUUUUCUAAAAUUGAUAUACGAUUUAAAAAUGAAAGACGAAUCCAUCAGUACAAAGAAAGUCCUUAGCAACCGUAUUAGUUUUUACGCUACUCUCUGUUGAAGUUUAGUUUUUGGCCGGGUUACAUUGAAAUUAUCUUGCGACGUCAUUGUCUGCAGUAACGUCGCCACAACUUCUACGUCAAAAUUCUAUUAUACCGUACAAUUGCCGUAGCAAUGGCGUUCGUGUGUAUUACCCAUCUUCCUAUGUAUUUCAAAUGAUCUUACGCUAUAAUUUGAUAAGGAAAUAAACUAACUAAUUUUAAAGAAUAUUUCUUUCGCAAAAGAAAAUGCAAGUUUGUAAAUUAAUUUACCGCAAAUAAAAGAAAUUUGCCGUAGACUCUAAUUUCAUCUUUUCUAUAUGUGAGUGAUUUCCGAACCUUUUUCAAUGUUGGCAUAGAUUGUUUAAUUCUUUUAUGAAUCAAAUAUCGAGUUUGAAUUUGUCCAGGUUAACAGUGUUGUCAGAAUGAAUUGAUCGGCUUUAAUACUAAGAUCGGGUAUACACCUCGUUUUCAAUCUUACUUCUGUAUGUUUGUAUUAAAAAAGUAGACCUAUUUUCUGCAUAUUUUCAUGUUCGUCAUUUCUGCAUGUUGUUAAUAAUCUGAGGAUUUGCACACAAUAUAGUCUACAUCAUAAACCUAUUUCAUUAGUCAUGUUUACACACAUGCUAAAGACGCAUCUCUGCCAAAACAUAUUUUAUUUUACAAAAUUUCCAAUCUCGAUCACUUUCCCUUUUCUUUAACUAAAGGACAAAGAAUGACGUAAUGUUUGCUGAAUGAAGUUUCAGUAACAUAAGAAAAUAUUUGUUUGUUCCAUGCAUUAUUUGUUAAAAAUCCGCAUUUAAUGAUUUCAAUUGAUUGAUUGAUUGUUGGUUGCUUAACGUCCAGUGGCAAAUAUAUCAUGCAUGUUCAGGACGAGAACAAGUUAAUAAUAAAUACAAUAGGAAGUUUUGUUCAUAACAGAGGCCAUCCGGGAUGAUGGUCUGGGAAAUUUGGAGUGCCACUAGAAAAUGAGAGUACAUGUAUACGGGAUAGGGACAGAAAUUUUGCCGCGUGCAACAGUCCACAUAUUCAACCCUUAAAUUAUAGUUGUUGCAAAGGUUUCUAACAGGCAGAGUGUGGCACUCUCUUUACACGAGGCAUCGGAUUUAGCGUUCCCAUUCUGACCGGACGUGACUGCGAGCUUAAUAAAUCCUGCACAGCCAAACGGAGGCUCCUCUUCGGCAAAUGUUUUACUGCCGGUCGGGAGAAUACCAAGCGAACAUAUUUCGUUUCCCCAGUCUCCCUUUGGGUAACACGGAUUUAAACAAAAAGCAUAAUGCAUACUAUGGUUCUUCAACUAUUUUAGUUCUUAUAUAUCCGUGGCUUUAAAAUGUUCUGCCUUUAGUGUCCCUUAUCUAGGUUAAUCCAGAAAAGUGAUUCAUUUCAUUUUAUCUUCAUAAUUUUUUAGACCGCAAUGAGGUUAAAAAGAUGGACUCGUUUAUAUAUACAUUUAAAACAAAAUAGAAAAGAUCGGAGCAUUUGGUAUAACUACCAAUAAAGUGUUGCCCUAGACUAGUCGUCAAAUUAUGUUCUCUUGGUAUCAUCUUAUUUUCUAAAUUGAUAUAAAACAUGUCCUAAAAUUUUCAUUAGCACAAAAAACGAACAUGUCAACGUUUUUUUUAAUCUAAAAAUUAAUUUCACAUGACUUUGUGUAACCUUAAACUUUAUGUUGAGUAUGUGUGUUUUUGUUCAAAACUACGGCUUUUAAAACGAUAUUGUUGGGUCAAUUCAGGUUUAAUUUUAAUAAUUAAAUACUUAUUCUAACAUGACGUCCUUCAAACGCUUUGAGUACACACCCGUUGUAAAAUAUGAAUAUAUUUCAUGGGCUGUUCCCAUUGUACCCCCACGUCAUAUGUUUUUUCAUGAAUGAGCGACUCGACGUCAUAGAACAUUGACGUCAGAAUAUAAGCAAUUUACGGGAAAAUACACGCUUGUGAAACGGAAAAUCAUCACAACAAGGAAACGUUAAUAAAUGAUGCUAACAUGAGUGAUAUUAGCCGAUUUUGUAUAUAUAUGAGACAUAUAAGUACAAUAAUAACUAGAUUCAUCUAAAAUUAUCUAAAUAUGUUAUUAUAAAUAGUUUAAGCAUCAUCAUUUAUUCAGUUUGCUCCGUUAUUUUACGUCAAUUUAAUAGUUAUAUAUUGGAACUGCAAAUAAUGCCAUCACCUAGAGCGCUUCGAUCCAAAAUAAUUGCCGUAUUUGUCCUAUUAGAAUGGAAAUAAUUCAUGGGGGCUUGAAUAUAUCUAGAUUUUACCACGGGUUGUCCCUUUAUGCCGAUAUUUUACCCCUCGCUAUCGCUCAGGGUAAAAUAUUUGUCAUAAAGGGCCAACCCGUGGUAAAAUCACGAUAUAUUCAAGCCCCCAUGAAUUAUUUCUUAAAUAAUAGAAGUAGAAUCGUCACAUGUUUAUUUAUUUAUAAUUCUGUUGUGAGGCGUUUUUACAAUAUGUUGAUAUCAUAAGUUUUUACACGAAAUGCCUUUCAUGUCCCAUGCGUCUGAAACAAAAAAAAUCAACUAGUAUUAAAGUCAGGCUGCACGAAACAAUAGAAUGCUUUGAUUUCUAAAUGGAGUAAUUCAGACAAUUUCUCAUGAUAAGUUUUUUUAAGACAGCACGGGCGUGCUUGUUGGAUUUAUAAUAGAGGGGGAGGACAGGGGUAAGGGAGACAGGGAGAAAUGGGGUAGGAGAAAGGAGAGGAAGGCUGGGAGAAAAGAGAAAAAGUUGGAGAAAAAAAUUAAAUAUGAAAAAAUAAAAUAUCUCUCUUUUUUCCGGUAAAUUAAAACAAAAAAAAUAAGGAGAAGUGGGGUAGGAGAACGGAGAAGUGUACCCUCCCUGUCCUCCCUCUCAUAAUAGACCGCAUGAAGUAUUUUUUCUUUCGUGUGUCCUUUCUUGGAGUAAGGGAGAUAACUUGCGUAACUAACGUCGAACGUUAUUAAUCCCGUUUUCCGCUAGGGGCGUGCAAUUACGUACACUUCGCCUUAAAUAGGAAAUUGAAAAUGCUUUCUGUCUACAAGAUUAACUUAAGGAAGUCUGCUGCUCAUAAUAAAUAACUUUCCAUAAAACUAGUAUAUAUUGAUAGGGGAUUAAUUGGAAAAUCAAAAAAGCAAAAAAAAAUAGGGGUAAAUGUGCUUGUUUUUGAGAUAAUAUACGUUGAAAUUCUGGUGGGAAAAUAUUCUCUCUUGACUUUUCAUAGCUUUAUCAUUGACCAGUUACAGUUCUCAAAAACUAUCAAAAAAUAAAUAAAAAUUUAUAAAACUUUUACAAAUUGCUUAUAAUUAUACCUGGAAAAGAUUUAUCAACAGAAAAAUUGGGGGUUCAUGGGCACAUUUUUUAAGGCAUUGAAUUGGAUAAAACCACAGGAUUUUGAUAAUCUGAGAGAAAACUCCAAAACAUGACAAGCAAACAUCCUUAAGUAAGAUUUUUAUAGAAUUAAACUGACUAUAAAUGUAGUCAAACAUUACCAACUAAAUAUUACAGUUGGUCGUUUUAACAAUAUUCUAAGAUAUCAUACAAUUGUAUAUGUAUAAGCAGUCACAUGAUUUGUAUUGAAAAUGAGUACCAUCUUUUUUUAGUAUGUCCUGCAUUCAGAUCAUUGAGGCAACAGUUUUUACAAAAAUAUAUGUUAUUCUUCAUGGCCAAAUAACAGAAAGCUAGUCAUGCUAGUAUUUAUUUUACGGGAUAGCCCAAAGAAUUUAACUUAAAAUUGUUUAAAUAUCUAAAUACAUCAUGGAAUUAUUGAUCCCGAAUCAUUAUUGCAUAAAAGUUGUAGUUCUGUACUCUUUAUUAACCUUAUUGUCUUAUUCUCUUCAUGUUUACUGUCAUCAUUGUCUAUAUUUAUUAUCUUAUAGUUCUGUAUCAUUAUGUUUCCUUCAGCAAUCAGAAAUGUUAAAAUCUCAUGUAGUAACAACAAUGGAGUGUGUCAUUUAAGCACAUAUAAAAGCGGAACCAUUUUUAAUACAAAAGUUUCUUAACGAUUAUUAUAUGUUUAUAUUCUUGACUGUAUUAUUGAAUUAACCAGAUGUAGUGCAUCUUAUGUGAUAUAUUUAAUAUUUAUGCACGGUUUGUUAAUUUAUUGAUUAAUGUUUGAAUUUUUAUGCUGUUAUUGAAUUGAAGCAAGCAAGAACUGUAUAGUUAUUGGUUUUAUUUAUUUCUGGAACAUAUUUAUUUGUUAUCACAGCGUGUAAA
This is a messenger RNA of Mytilus trossulus (common blue mussel), 6761 nucleotides long. RefSeq lists its product as uncharacterized. The transcript has 6 exons. The record is from RefSeq and is a predicted model, not a curated record. Bases 242 to 1159 code for a protein of 305 amino acids. NCBI's taxonomy places the organism in Eukaryota, Metazoa, Mollusca, Bivalvia, Mytilida, Mytilidae.